GGAGAAACCACUUUAGACUUAUUCUUAGGAGGUUUUGGAGGAUUCCGGGACGUUUGAAGAGAAACGGAGUAGGUGGAAUGUACACACUUCGAGCGGAGCUAAGGAUUCACCGCGGAAUGUCUGCCAUAGUUUUUAUUGGGCUACAAAGUUUUUUACGCAUACCCCUAGUGUAAUUCUGUCAAACAGGAGCAGUUUUGUUCGUCUCAUUUGGAACAUGCACUUUGGACGGAAUGACUUAAAGUUCUUCUGCUUGUGACUGGCAGCAAAAUGGCCCACCUAGUUGUUAGCUGAUGUUACUUAUGCCAUGUGAAAGGAUGGACCAUCCAAGCAGCCCCACCUGUGACAGCAGUGACCCGAAUGGUUUCGUGAACCGUGUGUUCAACGUCUCCCUGGACGUGGAGAAGGAAACGGGGAUCAUGCGGGUUCAGGAGGCCAAGCCCGGGGAGCUCGAGGCGUCCCCCCCUCCGACUCCGGUGAAGGACAGUGCGGAGGCGAUCCGGAGGCCCAGAUCCACCGGCAUCUGGAAGAUUCUGAACCGACGGAGAACCGCCUCGGACCUAGACCGCCGGCCGCACUCCAUGAUCCUCCCCGGCGAGGCGUCCAUCCCGAAACUCUCCUUCAUGGACAAGGUGAGGUCCUUCAAGAAGCUGAAGACCCCGUCGUCUGUCUUCAGGGGCAAAGCGGGGAGGACGUCCAGCUCCAAGCUCAACAGCUCGCUCAGGGACGAGCCCGAGGAGGACAGCAGCAUCUGCAGAGACUUUCCCUCGCCGCUGUACGCCAACAGGAACACGCUCAGGAACCGCGGAAAGAGGCACUCCUACGCCGGCCACACCACCGACUUCGACGUCUCCUUCGAGGACAUCGACUUGACCCCCACCCCUGAGAACGACACCCCGACACCGGUCAAAUACGCGGCCGCAAACAACCACAACGGCUGCAAGACUUUGGAGAGGGUGACGUACACCAAGAGGCCACAUCCAAACAUUUCAAAUUGUAACAACUCCACACUCACGAUCCACGAGGAGAGGUCUGUGACAGACAGUCCCAGGGUUACUGUGAGAUCUAGAAAGGCAAAAGGUUCUGAAGUGUGGAGCUACUUGAGAAGGAUCUCCUUAAUGGGCAAAGGAGGUUCGGGGUUGUCCGACAAGAGUUUUGAAUCUUUGCACACGCUAGACAAGACCAUAGACUCAGACUAUGGCUCAGUGGACUUUGAAUGUAUCAGAGAUUUCCAGCCUGCUCCAAAGCCUGCGGGUGCCGAUGGCAAAAGCAGCCAUUUUGGUGGGCUGGUUCGCUUCUUCAACAGCAUGGCACAGACUGCACGUAAAUGGAAGAAUUCGUCGCGGUCAUUCUCGCCGCCCGACGAAGAACGCUCGCCUGUCGGCACCCCGCGGUCGCAGAGGCCGCGGGACUUUCCCCAUGCCAUGUCGAUGACCUUGCGGAGCGAGGACAAGGUCGAGUGCCUCUCGACAGGUUCUCACCCGUCUCCAGAUGGAAACUUGUGCGAGGCCUCACCUGCCAAGGCGGCCUCGGGCAGGUCCCCCCAGGUGAUCCUGAAGUCAUGGAAAGUGUACCCAGACUCGCCAGGUGGCAGCAGUCACCCCUCGAACCCCUCCGAGGGGUCAGGCUCGACUCUGACUCCCAUGAACUCCGCACGCACCUCUCUGGCUACCAUAGAGAACCAACCGAGGGGUGAUGUCACAGAGGGGGGCUCUCUCUCUGAGGCAGAGGGCCAAUCAGAGUGCAUCUCCCCUGAGGAAGUAGCGGAGCUUACAGAGUCUGAGUUGGGUUCUGUGGAUAUACCAGUCUCUACGGAGAAAAAUGAGUCUGACAGCAACCAAUCAGCUCCAGAGAAAAAGGACUCUGAUGAGGUGUUUAUGCCCCCGGCAGGUGUCGGCGGGACAGGCAUCAGGCGCACGCCCGAGGCUCAUCCUGGCGCCCGCGGCCCCUCCGGCCCUCUCGUCCUCGUCCUGGCCGCCCCACUCCCUUCCCCGGUGCGCCGGCGACCGCGGCCGGCCUCCGUCUGCGUGACCGCUCUGAGCGUGCCCCACCCCAUCCUGGAGGAAGGACAUGCGUCCGCAUCGGCGGGGGCGCCCGUCGACCCGACCCUGAGCGCGCACUGGCUGCGGCGGGAGAGCGGGCCGAGCGUGCUGCGGGUGAGGCGCGCCUACCCCCACAAGAGGCCGCGCUCGGUCAUCGAAGGAGGAAGCAGCGGCGGUCUUCUCGGCGGGCCGGACGCCGCCGCCAUCGCCGCCGCCGCGCAGCCGCACAGAACCCUGUCCCGGCCCCCGGGAGUGUCUCCCCGUGACCCCCCCUUUAGGGUCAUCCUCCAGAGGUGCCGCUCUCUGCCCCUGCCCCAGUGUGCCCCGACUGAGCUGGUGCCGGUGCGACAGGAACACACGCUGCCUCAGACAGGCGAGGCUUUGGAGCAGACGGGUUCGGUCCGACUACGGAACGGGAAGGCCAGCGGAGGAGGUGGCGAAGGUGGCGGUGGCGGCGGGCUGAGACACAGAAAGGCCCUGAGGCCGGGAUCGGAACCGCUGCAGGUCAACAGUUUGAUCAGCGGAGGUUCAAUCGUCAGUGCAGAGGCAGUAUGGGACCAUGUGACCAUGGCGGACCGGGAGUUGGCUUUUAAGGCGGGGGACGUCAUCAAAGUCCUGGACGCCUCCAACAAGGAUUGGUGGUGGGGCCAGAUCGACGAUGAGGAGGGCUGGUUCCCUGCCAGUUUCGUGAGGCUCUGGGUCAACCAGGAGGAGACGGGUGCGGAGCCGGUGGAGGGGACCAGCGAGGUCCAGAACGGCCACCUGGACCUGGACUGCCUGACGCUGGGCCAGCCCCUUCAGAACCGGGACCAGAUGAGGGCCAACGUGAUCAACGAGAUCAUGAGCACCGAGCGCCACUACAUCAAGCACCUCAAGGACAUCUGUGAGGGCUACUUGCGGCAGUGCCGGAAGCGCAUCGACAUGUUCAACGACGACCAGCUAAAAGUCAUCUUUGGCAACAUCGAGGACAUCUACAGAUUCCAGAUGGGCUUCGUGCGGGACCUGGAGAAGCAGUACAACACGGAAGAUCCCCACCUCAGCGAGAUCGGGCCCUGCUUCCUAGAGCACCAAGACGGCUUCUGGAUCUACUCGGAGUACUGCAACAACCACCUGGACGCGUGCAUGGAGCUGUCCAAGCUGAUGAAGGACGGCCGCUACCAGCACUUCUUCGAGGCCUGCCGGCUCCUGCAGCAGAUGAUCGACAUCGCCAUCGACGGCUUCCUGCUCACGCCCGUGCAGAAGAUCUGCAAGUACCCCCUGCAGCUGGCCGAGCUGCUCAAGUACACCGCGCAGGAGCACAGUGACUACCGUUACGUGGCGGCGGCUCUGGCUGUCAUGCGGAAUGUGACCCAGCAGAUUAAUGAGCGCAAGCGGAGGCUGGAGAACAUUGACAAGAUCGCCCAGUGGCAGGCGUCCGUGCUCGACUGGGAGGGCGAUGACAUCCUGGACAGGAGCUCGGAGCUGAUCUACACCGGCGAGAUGUCGUGGAUCUACCAGCCGUAUGGGCGGAGCCAGCAGAGAGUCUUCUUCCUGUUUGAUCACCAGCUGGUCAUGUGUAAAAAGGAUCUGAUUCGUCGGGACCUGCUCUACUACAAGGGCCGCAUCGACAUGGACCGCUACGACGUGCGGGACGUGGUGGACGGCCGCGACGACGACUUCAGCGUGAGCGUCAAGCACGCCUUCAAGCUCCACAGCAAGGACACGGAGGAGAUCUGCGUCUUCAUGGCCAAGAAGCUGGAGGAGAAGAUCCGCUGGCUCAGGGCCUUCCACGAGGAGCGCAAGAUGGUGCAGGAGGACGAGAAAAUCGGUUUCGAAAUCUCAGAGUACCAGAAGCGGCAGGCGGCCAUGACUGUGCGAAAAGUGACUAAACAGAAAGCUGUAAGCCAAAACAGGUAUGUGCCCCCCAGUACCCCCUCCCCCCAGGACCCUCUGCCUCAAGGACAGUUCAUGUUCUCAGACAACAUGGCACAAUCAGAGGUGUUUGAGUUCCCGCAGACCAGAAGGAACCAAGCGCCCUUCUGGCAAAAUCUCAGUAGGUUAGCACCCUUCAAAAAAUAGCAAAAAAGAGGAAAAAAAUUCCCCAAACGAACUAUUUUAGAUGGACCACCAUUUUUUUCUUUCCCUGAAUUUCUGAGAAGCACUGUUGUACAUCAAAAUGCUAUUUUUUGUUGUUUUUCUUUUUUUUUUUGUCAUUUUUUCUUGUGUGUGUGACUGAUUAAGAAAAAGAAACUCAAAGUAUGGAUGACAGAUGCGCCCCCUGUGUGAAGGACUAUCAGAUACAUCAGCUGACACACAGACGCAUCAGAGAACUACUGAACCACUGUAACUGACAUCAUGGCUGCCCCGAUAGCCACGACUCACAUACGCUGACUAUCCACUGGAAUCUGUGAGCUUUCCCCUUACCCUGCCAUUUUAUGUGAAUGUGUUGUAAUUAUUCUUGCUACUGUUAUUAUUAUUAUUGUUGUUAUUAUUUAUCAUGUUUUUUUUGUUUGUUUGUUUGGUUUUUUUUGCUUCUUGGCUCUACUGAGGGAAUGUUGACAGUAUGGAAGUAAUGAUCAAGCAUCAUCUCUUAACAAAAUACACACACACACACACACACACACACACACACACACACACACACAACCACACACACACACACAUGCACGCACGUAAAAAUACAGUCACCACACAUGCUUGACAGAGGGGUCAUUCAUUGGCCCCAACAUAAAAACAUUAAUGAAAAGUUUUGUAUAAUUUCCACUCUUCCACUACGAGGACCCAGAUAGGCAGCAGAACCCUUAGUCAUCCUGCCCUGCUUCCUCACAAGUGAUAUGCGCCGCAAUUUUGUUCAUGAGUUCUUUUUUUUUUUUUUGCUUUUCUGUGUGAGACGAUGGCGAUGGGUGGGCUGGCUGGCUAAACUUUUUUAUUUUUCUUUGAUGGUUUCCUCUGUUCCAUCACUGUAAGAUUUCCCAUAUGUUUUGGUGUGAGUUCAUUUCUGCAUGCUGAUGGGCCCUCAUUUGAGGAGUAUGGCUCGUGGGUUGUGCUGUGCUGUGCUGUCCAGGGAUCAGGGAACAACUCAAUUGCUUGGGAACACACACACAUGCACAUAUACAGAACACACACACACACACACACACACACACACACACACACACACACACACACACAUAUAUAUAUAUAUAUAUAUAUAUAUAUAUAUAUACAGACACACUGUACCAAAUGCUCUUUACAGGGUAUUUUCUUUAAAGCAAGAAAAGAGUGAAUUUUAUAAACUUUCAUGAAGUAUAACCGCCGAAGCCGAUUUUUGUUUUCUGUUGUCCCUGGUUUUGGUUCAGUAACAUGUACACAAACAUCCGGCCAUCAAUUUCUAAGGUGAGGUCUGAACUACUGAUCCCAAAAUGCAUUUUGCUCAGUCUACAAACUGUUGUAAUAUUCUCUUAAUGGCUCCUGUCAGUAUUGUAUAUGGCUUUGUGUUUGACCGUUCCGUAUGGUCGAACUCAGCGGUCAAGUCCUUGUUAAUUCACAGAAGCUUACGCUAAGAAAAGGAAUUUCCAGAGAGUACUUUAAAAACAACACAAACCAGAUGAAGAAGAAGAAAAAAAUGUUCAAAAUAUAUGAAUAUAUAUUUCUAUUAUUGGAUCACUAAAGUUUAAUAAGCACAGCCAGAGAGACAAUUUUGAAACUUUGUAUUUAAGUUUUUUGUUUGUUUGUUCAUUUGGAACAUUACAUAGUAUCUGCGCUAGAGUCUAUUUAACAUGAUAAUUUACAGAUAAAUAAAUGAACAGUAUAUAC
This is a messenger RNA of Sardina pilchardus (European sardine), 5813 nucleotides long. RefSeq lists its product as uncharacterized. The record is from RefSeq and is a predicted model, not a curated record. The coding region runs from base 291 to 4097 and encodes 1268 amino acids. The transcript has 14 exons. NCBI's taxonomy places the organism in Eukaryota, Metazoa, Chordata, Actinopteri, Clupeiformes, Clupeidae. Gene Ontology annotation, molecular function: guanyl-nucleotide exchange factor activity; protein binding.